UGAAGAGCAUAUGUUUUGUGGUGGGUGUUUCCAACUGGUUACAAAAUUCCCUAAUCUGUCGCCUUAUGAUAGAUAUUUCUUGACCAGGAGACAAUAAUGUCUUUCAUUCUGCAGUUAGAACUGGGGGCUCGAAUGCAAAUUCUCCUGGAAGAAGGAAUAACUCUUACCUGUGUGCAGUACUUAGAAGCUCCCAGGAUACAUUUCACAGUUACGAUUACUAAGCUCCCAGGUGCAGAGGAGGGCUCAGAAGCGUAGGGAAAGGACUUAGCAAAGUCACACGGAGGCAGAAGCCGGAUGAGAAUCCAGUUCCCCUCAUGUAUAUUGCCGAGUAUUUUCUCAGUAAAUUACACAUCAGUUGUUGCCCUAUAGAAGAUGCUUUAUAGUUGAUUAGGUGUCUCUGAAAAUAAGGAGAAAGCACAUGGAGGAAGCAGGAAAGAAUAAUUGAACCAGUUACCGUGGUGAAGGGUGCUAAGGACAAGCUGCAUAAUUAUGGCAACUACCCUAUUUGUAUAUUGUGAAAUUCAAACUAUAACCCUUCCACCAUUAAUUAGGUAUCUUUCUUUAUCUUUUUGCAGGUAAUUCAGGUCUCAGAAAGACAUCAUUCCCUUAAUGGAUCGUCUCAUGCCUCCCAACAAUGUGACUGAAUUUAUUCUCCUGGGACACACACAGAAUCCACACUUGCAGAAAAUACUUUUCAUUGUCUUUUUGUACAUUUUCCUAUUUACUGUGCUGACCAAUCUGCUUAUUGUCAUCACCAUCUCCUUCAGCCCCACACUUUUGGCUCCCAUGUACUUCUUUCUCACCUACUUGUCCUUUAUAGAUGCCUCUUACACCUCCGUCACCACCCCCAAAAUGAUCAUUGACCUGCUCUACCAGAAGAGAACCAUCUCAUUGGGCAGCUGCCUGGCUCAGCUCUUUGUGGAACACUUCCUGGGAGGGUCAGAAAUCAUCCUCCUCAUUGUCAUGGCCUAUGACCACUAUGUUGCCAUCUGCAAGCCCCUAUACUACACUACCAUCAUGCGACAGGGACUCUGCCACCUCCUGGUGGUUGCGGCCUGGAUUGGUGGGAUCCUUCAUGCCACAGUGCAGAUUCUCUUCGUGAUCAACUUGCCCUUCUGCGGUCCCAAUACCAUUGACCAUUUCAUGUGUGACCUCUUCCCACUGCUGAAGCUUGCCUGCAGAGACAGCUAUAUACCUGGAAUGGUGGUGGCUGCCAACAGUGGGGCCAUGUGCUUGCUCAUUUUUUCCAUGCUACUCAUCUCCUACAUAGUCAUCCUGUGCUCCCUGAAAUCCCAUGGCUCUGAAGGGCAGCACAAAGCCCUCUCCACCUGUGGCUCCCAUUUUACUGUAGUUGUACUUUUCUUUGUGCCCUGUAUAUUCACUUACAUGCGUCCCGUGACCACCUAUCCAGUGGACAAGUUGGUAACUGUCUUUUUUGCAGUUCUCACCCCCAUGUUAAACCCUAUCAUUUAUACAGUGAGAAACACAGAGGUAAAAAAUGCCAUGAGAAGUUUUUUGAAGACAAGGGUAGCUUAGGCUGUUCAUUAUGCCAGAAAGUGAUGAUGUAAAUAGAUAGGAAGGAUCAUAUCUGUGGUACACUGUGAAAGAGGAUUUUCAAGUUUUGCAGAUCACUGAUCAAAACAAGGCCCAGAAACUAACAUUUAUUGAGCAUUUGAUGGUGGUUAGGCCCUUUGAUAGGUGCUUUUGAUAGUUUUUCAUGUACUUUAUUCCAAUGCUCAUUGUGCAUACAUUCAGGAUAUACAUCAGAGAAAGGACUGCAAGUCCCUUGUUCGGUGAUUCUAGAGUACACUUUGCUCCAGUCUCACUACUAUUUUAUGAAAUUCUUCAAUCGUAUGUUACUUGGGUGAAAUUGGCUUUUCCACAGCACCUUGGUCUCAGGACUUCUUUUUGUGUGUGUGUGUGUGUGUGUGUGUGUAUUUGGUUUUGCCUGCAGUAAGCAAAAAAGAGAAAAGAAGUUCUUGGAUAUAUGGGAGUGGGGGGGGGAGGAUAGACAGCUGGGAAUGAAAGAACCACUGCCGAUUUGUUGUUGUUUUUCACCACUAAUCUACCAAGAAAAACAAGAGGCGCUAAUAGAAGAAACAAUUUGUAUCAUGUUUCUAAAUUUUUUUCAGCACAAAAUAUAAGCCAGACAUUUUGAAUUUACCUUUAAUUUGAUCUUAUUUUCUCAAAUGUGAUGUAGCAUGCAGUUUUUCAUGACUGUAAAGGACUUUUUUUUCUUACCAAGACUUGAGGAGCCAUUUGAAACAAUGAAGGUAAACAUUUUUUUUUUUUUUAAUUUAAUCUCAACACAAAGAUUUACAGUAAGGUUCCAAAGCUAUUGCUCUGUAAAUGUAUUUACAUUAAAUGAAUGUUAGGUCAUUUCAUCUAUGUACUCAAUUGGUAGCUUCAGUAUGUGCCCACCUUACAGAGAAGCAAAUUGAAGCUAAAAGAAGUUUAGUUAAUUUAGUUGCCUCAGGUCAGACAUCUAAGAUCUCAGGUACAGAAUUUAAAUCCAGAACUUCUAUAUCUCAGUCAUAUUCUCUUUGCAAAUAAAAUAUACUUUCUGUGGUAUGUUUAUGUCUCUGUAUAAGGAAUUUACUUUCAGUCCUAAUGAUUCAAUUUGUCCUCCAGGAAAAAUUACGUCAAAUUUGUUGCAGAUAUUUUUCUCAUGUAGCAAUAUUUUCCAGCAAUAAUGCUUUUUUAUGCAGGUCGUUCUAUGUUACUAUGUUGUUGUUAGGUGCUGUCAAGUCAGCUCUGACUCAUAGCUACCCUAAGUACCACAGAACGAAUCACCACCCGGUCCUGCGCCAUCCUUACAACUAUUGUUAUGCUUGAGCCCACUGUUGCAGCCACUGUAUCAAUGCAUAUUGUUGAGGGUCUUUCUCUUUUCUGCUGACCCUCUACUUUACCAAGCAUGAUAUGCUUCUCCAGGGACUGAUCCCUCCUGACAACAUGUCCAAAGUAUGUAAAAUGCAGUCUCGCCAUCCUGUCUUCUAAGGAGCAUUCUAGCUGUACUUCUUCCAAGACAGAUUUGUUCAUUCUUUUGGCAGUCCAUGGUAUAUUUAACAUUCUUUGCCAACACCACAAUUCAAAGGCGUCAGUUUUUCUUCGGUUUUCGUUAUUCUCUGUCUAGUUUUCACAUGCAUAUGAUGUGAUUGAAAAUACCAUGGCUUGGAUCAGGCGCCCUUUAGUCUUCAAGGUGACACCUUUGCUUUUCAACACUUUAAAGAGUUUAUUUGCAGCAAAUUUACCCAAUGCAAUGCGUCUUUUGAUUUCCUGACCGCUGCUUCCAUGGGUGUUGAUUGUGAAUCCAAGUAAAAUGAAAUCUUUGACAACUUCAAUCUUUUCUCUAUUUACUUAAAGGAAGUGUGCAAAGUUUAUCCUAAAAUGAAUAAGAUAAAUCAUAUUUGGAUCUUCUGUGUGAGGAUACUUUGGUUUAAUCAGUGAGAAUAUUAGUCAUUAUCUAAGUGAGGGUAGUGAGCUAACCAUUGUGGAAGGCCAAUUUUGAGGCAUAUACUUUGUUAGGUUCUUUAUAUACUAAAACUCUCUUAAUUCUAGUCACAAGUAUUGUUAGAAUGAUUGUGAGGAUGGCACAGGGUGAGGCAGUGUUUCGUUCUGCUGUGCAUGGGAUUGCUAUAAGUCAGAACCAACUUGACAGCACCUAGCAAUAACAAUAUUGUUAGUAGGCCUUUGCCCCAUUUUCUACAAGAAGAAAACAAAUCUCAACGAGGUUAAGCAACACUGUCAAAUUUUUAGACUAUGUCUCCUUUAUUCUUUUCACUUCACACAAUGCUUCCUGGCAUGAUGCAAAAAUAUCAAAACACAGACCUGCUCCUUAUAAAGAUUGUCCUUGAGGCUUUCGUCCAUUGUUUUUGAGAGAGCCUCUAUCUUCCCUUCAUCUGUUUCUUGACUUCAGCUUCCCAUGUUACUCACACUCUCUUGAUUCCUGUGCCAGAGAAAAUGAUCUCAUUCCCAUAAAUGUACUACCCUUCAAGAGAAUAUGUGUACUUAAAAAGAGGGAUUCGAUGGACUCAAGGAAUGAAUAAAUAAUUGUUGAAUUUAAAAGAAAGUGACCCAAAAGUAAGAGAGAAGUUUGGAGGAAAAAUAAGCAACUCAACCAUGCAGGUGAAUUGAUACUCUGCUUGGGCAUGAAGGCAGAAUCUUGAAAAGGUAAAUAUUGUUUCUUAAGGGUUUUUCCCAGUGUUAUUGCAUACUGUGUUAUAUGCAAUAUAUUACUUGAAAAAUGGCCGUAUGGCCAAUUAAGUUUAGGAAAUUUUGCCCAAUUUUUUUAUCCAAGAAAUAUUGUUCAGUGCUUACAGUGUGCCAGACAGUUCCAAAGACUGGGCAUAUAGUGUAGAACACUAUAGACAAGAGUCGUGUUUGUGUGGAACUUAAAUUCCAGUAAGGAUUAGAUGAGUAAUAAACAAGUAAACAAAUAAAUGAAUAAUGUAAGUUUGUUAGAAAUAAGUAUAAUGAAGAAAAUAGUUUUAUUAAGGAGUGAUGCAAAAGACAAUAACUGGAUGUAGAUUUGUGUAGUUGUUUGAAGUGUGUGUGUACAUAUAUAGCACAGAGAUACAUGAAAUACAUAAAUAGGUAGAUAAUAUACCUGUCUGUGAUAAGGAAAAGCAUGUCUCUUUGUUGUUUGUUGCCAUUGAGUUGAUUCUGACUCAUGAUGACCCAUGUGUAUAAGAGUAGAACUGCCUCAUAGAGUUUUCAAGGUUGUGACCUUUCAAAAGCAGAGCACCAGGCCUGUUUUCCAAGGAACCUUUGGGUGGGUUCAAAUGGCCAACUUUCCUGCUCGUAGUUGAAUGCUUAACCAUCUGCACCACUCAGGGACCUUAGUUAGAAGGCUCCAUGUAUAAAUCAUUAGAUGAGAAGGUAGAGUAAUAGUAGUAGAUUAGCAAAGAUGAUCCAAAUGCAGAGGUUGUCCAUCGUCUGGGAGGAUAAUGUUUUGUAAAAUUUCCUCUCAGGAGACUUGCAAAGUGUAAGGUCAAAUAUGUCAAUGAAACAGUUGCAAAUUCCCAAGUGCAAGGUCAAAUAUAUGAAUUACCAAGUUGUAAACUCCAAUGAACAAGUUGCAAAAGUAGGGUAUUAGUAUCUUUUUUAUUAAUGAAGGUAGAAAAGAAUAAAAGCUAUAACCUGAAAUAUAUCUAAAUUGGAAACAAGUUAUUUGAGAAUACAAUUUCUUAUGAAGUAAGAGAUAGUUAAUCCUUAUUUUUCCUGGCUGAGAUACUUUUUUCAAUCCUGAAUAGUAGAAACUAUUUUUUUGUCUUUAACCAGCUUUUUGUUGUCGUUGUUUGCUGUGGAGCUAGUUCCUAUGCAUAGCAACCUUACGCAUAGCAGAAUGAAACACCCAGUCUUGCACCAUGUUUUUUAUUUGCCCUUAAAAUAAUUGUUCAUAUUGUUUCUAGAGUAGGGGAUGAAAAUAUGGCUCAAUGAGUCUUACAAUAAACAUUCAAAUAUAAAAUGAAUAAUCCAAGAACAUCUUUCUUCGUUCCAGCAGUGUGCUGCCAUUGAAGAUUAGAAAGUUGUUGUAUGAGAUAAUUAUAUAUUCUGCCAUAAUCUUAUAAGCAAUUGAGGCAUUAUGUUAAAAAUAUCAAGGAAAAAUUCUAUCAAAUGCUAAGUAAUUAUAGAAAUGUGCCAGUAACCCAAGGCACAGAGGGUC
Loxodonta africana (African savanna elephant) is the source of this 5665-nucleotide messenger RNA. Its product is annotated as olfactory receptor 4C3D-like. The record is from RefSeq and is a predicted model, not a curated record. Gene Ontology annotation, cellular component: plasma membrane. Lineage: Eukaryota; Metazoa; Chordata; Mammalia; Proboscidea; Elephantidae. The transcript has a single exon. Gene Ontology annotation, molecular function: olfactory receptor activity; G protein-coupled receptor activity. The coding region runs from base 610 to 1536 and encodes 308 amino acids. Gene Ontology annotation, biological process: G protein-coupled receptor signaling pathway.